Penicillium odoratum is the source of this 1530-nucleotide messenger RNA. RefSeq names its product DExD/H-box ATP-dependent RNA helicase DHH1 (gene dhh1). The transcript has 3 exons. Bases 1 to 1530 code for a protein of 509 amino acids. Gene Ontology annotation, molecular function: RNA helicase activity; ATP binding; mRNA binding. The record is from RefSeq and is a predicted model, not a curated record. NCBI's taxonomy places the organism in Eukaryota, Fungi, Ascomycota, Eurotiomycetes, Eurotiales, Aspergillaceae. Gene Ontology annotation, biological process: cytoplasmic stress granule assembly; P-body assembly. Gene Ontology annotation, cellular component: P-body; cytoplasmic stress granule.
AUGGCCGACGCCCUUGCCUCCCAACUUCACAAUACCAAGCUCAGUGAUGGAAACACAGAAGCGAGACUCCAGGAUUCACUGAAACUUCCACCUAAGGAUACUCGGCCACAGACAGAGGAUGUCACUAAAACCAAGGGCCUCGAAUUCGAGGACUUUUACAUUAAGCGGGAGCUUAUGAUGGGAAUCUUUGAAGCUGGGUUUGAAAAGCCCUCUCCCAUUCAAGAAGAAACUAUUCCAGUCGCUCUCACUGGCCGAGACAUUUUGGCGCGAGCCAAGAACGGCACGGGAAAAACAGCCGCCUUCGUUAUCCCCACUCUUGAACGCAUCAACCCCAAGAGCACUAAAACCCAAGCCUUGAUUCUAGUCCCCACACGAGAGCUGGCGCUUCAAACCUCUCAGGUCUGCAAGACACUGGGCAAACACCUUGGGAUUAACGUUAUGGUAACCACUGGUGGAACAGGUCUUAUGGAUGAUAUUAUUCGACUCAAUGACCCUGUUCACAUCUUGGUUGGUACUCCCGGCAGAGUGCUAGACCUGGCCAGCAAAGGCGUGGCCGAUUUGUCUGAAUGUCCAACCUUCGUGAUGGAUGAAGCAGACAAGCUCCUUUCUCCUGAGUUUACGCCAGUUAUUGAGCAACUUAUGUCCUUCCAUCCCAAGGAUCGUCAGGUCAUGCUCUUCAGUGCCACUUUCCCGCUCAUCGUCAAGGCAUUCAAGGACAAGCAUAUGCGCAACCCUUACGAGAUCAAUCUCAUGGAUGAGCUCACCCUGCGAGGUAUUACGCAGUAUUACGCUUUUGUUGAGGAAAAGCAAAAAGUACACUGCCUGAACACUCUGUUUUCAAAACUCCAGAUCAAUCAGUCUAUCAUCUUCUGCAACUCAACCAACCGUGUGGAGCUCUUAGCAAAGAAGAUUACCGAGUUGGGUUACUCCUGCUUUUAUUCACAUGCUCGCAUGCUUCAGCAACACCGUAAUCGGGUCUUCCAUGAUUUCCGCAAUGGCGUGUGUCGUAACCUAGUCUGUUCGGAUCUUCUGACCCGUGGUAUUGACAUCCAAGCCGUCAAUGUUGUGAUCAACUUCGACUUCCCGAAGAAUGCAGAGACAUAUCUGCACCGUAUCGGCCGUUCUGGUCGCUUUGGUCAUUUGGGUCUCGCAAUCAAUCUCAUCAAUUGGGAGGAUCGAUUCAAUCUAUACAAGAUCGAGCAGGAACUAGGCACCGAGAUCCAACCUAUUCCUCAGAAUAUCGACAAGAAGCUUUAUGUCUAUGACUCGCCGGAGAACAUUCCUCGGCCCAUUUCGGGCCCCCCUCAGCCCCCAAUUGCGGGAUCGCAUCCCGGCAAUGGGGAUCGCCAACCUCGUCGCCAGAACCAUCACCAUCAACACCCGAAUGGUGGGCAGUACUAUAACCGUGGUCGGGGCUCUUACCGUGGCGGUGGUCGUGGACAGGGUCCACGACGUGGCCCCAAUGAUGCCAACAAGGCAAUUCUCACCCCUGGGCAGGUUGGAACUAACCCGCAAGCCCCUGUCUCCUGA